Molecule: messenger RNA, 618 nt
Organism: Coccidioides posadasii C735 delta SOWgp
Lineage: Eukaryota; Fungi; Ascomycota; Eurotiomycetes; Onygenales; Onygenaceae
Biological process (GO): protein insertion into mitochondrial outer membrane; mitochondrial outer membrane translocase complex assembly
Cellular component (GO): mitochondrial outer membrane
Source: RefSeq, a predicted model, not a curated record
CUGAACAGAAAGGCUUUAUGUACAUACAUAUACUCGCAAUAGUUACUGUAAUCACCAUCGCCCACCAAAAGUUAUCUCCCCUGUGAAACCAGUCAAUGCCUUCUCCCUCCAAGAACACCCUUUCGAACGGCAACCCACCACUCACUUCGCCUGUCGAGUACUGUCUCUAGCUUCAACCAGGGACCGAGACCUAGAUCCAUAUCGACAACGAUCAUGUCCAGCUUCUCUUCUUCCCCACGCAUAAACAUGACCACCUCCCCGUCUUCCUCCAGUUAUAUGUUCGCCUCUCAAAUCCACCACGAUUCCUCCGAGGAGGAUGUAGCCUCCCUUCCGUCCUCGUCCGCGUCAGAUUCAUCACUGGCAGACCAUUUAUCCAUGUAUGACGAUGAAGAUGAAGACGAAUCCGACGCAGAAGCGGAAUGGCGGGAAAGCAUGCGGCAACUAGAGCUCCUGGUGACAAUGGUGAUAGUACCGUUUGCGGGGAAGUUUUUGGGGCGGAAGUGUGCCUAUUGGGGGUGGGCGAAAUUUAUGGAAUGGAAAUACCCCUUUGAAGAUACCAUACGAAAUAAAGGGGAUUCUCGAAACGUCAGGCCACUCAAAAUCGCUGCUGCAUUGUGA